AUUCAAGAGGAUCCCGAAUUCACAGACGUCAUUGACAAUAUAACAGUGCCGGCGGGACGUAAUGUCAAAUUGGCCUGUUCUGUUAAAAAUCUGGGCUCGUAUAAGGUGGCGUGGAUGCACUUUGAGCAGUCGGCCAUUUUGACGGUGCAUAAUCAUGUGAUAACGCGAAAUCCAAGGAUUAGCGUGACGCACGAUAAACACGAUAAGCAUCGCACCUGGUUCCUGCACAUUAACAAUGUUCAGGAGGAGGACAUGGGACGCUAUAUGUGCCAAAUCAACACGGUGACGGCUAAAACCCAAUAUGGCUUUGUCAAAGUUGUCGUCCCACCCAAUAUUGACGAUGCGCUGACCUCCAGCGAUGUCAUUGUGCGCGAGGGCGACAAUGUCACACUGCGCUGCAAGGCGAAAGGCAGCCCAGAGCCAUCCAUCAAAUGGAAACGGGAUGACAACCAUAAAAUUGUCAUCAACAAGACGCUCGAAGUGAAUGACCUGGAGACAGACUCUUUGGAAUUGGAGCGCAUCUCGCGCCUGCACAUGGGUGCUUAUCUCUGCAUUGCCUCAAACGGUGUGCCGCCCAGCGUCUCCAAGCGCAUCAAAGUCAGCGUGGACUUUUCGCCAAUGGUCUGGAUACCGCACCAGCUGGUCGGCAUUCCCAUGGGAUUUAAUGUUACGCUGGAGUGCUUUAUCGAAGCCAAUCCCACCUCGCUCAAUUACUGGACGCGAGAGAACGAACAAAUGAUCACUGAGUCACCCAAAUACAAAACCGAAACAAUUCCGGGUCAUCCAUCGUACAAGGCGACAAUGCGGCUGACGAUUACCAAUGUGGAGAGCAGCGAUUAUGGCAACUACAAAUGUGUCGCCAAAAAUCCUCGUGGCGACAUGGAUGGCAACAUAAAACUCUAUAUGUCAAGUCCGCCAACCACCCAACCGCCGCCCACAACAACAACUUUGCCCACAACGACAACAACAAUGAACUUACCCUUUGAUGGCAAUGUGGCAUUUGAUGGCCUGGGCGGAGACGUGCCCACAAAUUCGGUGAUUGUAAUUGACAAAUUGGGCAUUAAAUACCAAUCGAAUUUGAACGAGAUCGGCAAAUCCGAACAGAAGCUAAUGGGUGGCAAUCAGGAGGGCUACGACUGGUCCAAGGGCAAGGCCAGCGGAGGUCAAGGACCACGUGCUAUCUGCUGGCUGCUAGCGCUUCUUUCGCUCCUGGCCAUGCAUUCGCGUCAAUAAAAAGUUAAGAGCAAAACAGUAUCAUUAAAGUGCCAUUACAACGAUGAGAAC
Molecule: messenger RNA, 1284 nt
Organism: Drosophila arizonae
Lineage: Eukaryota; Metazoa; Arthropoda; Insecta; Diptera; Drosophilidae
Gene: DIP-epsilon
Product: Dpr-interacting protein epsilon
Cellular component (GO): neuron projection
Source: RefSeq, a predicted model, not a curated record